AUGGGCGCCCUCAUCACCUGGUGGAUUUGGACCAACUGGAGAAAGGCGAACCCAUCGGCCGACCCAUCGAAAGUCUACAUUCUGAACAGUGCCGUCUCGUCGCAAAUCGUCAAAACUAUCGCCGAUGCUGAAGGCUUCAAAAACGAAACCACCCUCACUGGCUUCAAAUGGAUGGGAAACCGUGCCGAGGAGCUUCGUGCCGAAGGAAACCAAGUGAUCCUCGCUUGGGAAGAAUCCAUCGGAUACAUGCCAGGCCAUACAUUGGAUAAGGAUGGAGUCAGUGCAGCCGCCGUGUUCGCUGAAAUCGCCGCAUUCCUGCACACUCAAGGAAAGUCUUUGGAGGAUCAACUCUAUGCUCUGUACAAUAAAUAUGGAUUCCACCUGGUUCGUUCCACGUAUUGGAUGGUCCCGGCUCCAGAAGUCACCAAGGAAUUGUUCAGUACUCUCAGAGCUGAUCUCAAAUUCCCCACCAAAAUCGGAGAUGCUGACGUGGCUUCUGUGAGAGAUUUGACAAUUGGAUAUGAUAACUCGAAGCCUGACAACAAGCCAGUUCUUCCACUAUCCACGUCUUCUGAAAUGGUGACAUUCUUCCUGAAAACUGGAAGUGUCACCACACUUCGCGCAUCUGGAACUGAGCCGAAAAUCAAGUAUUACAUUGAGUUGAUCACCCCGCCAGGAAAGACUCAAAACGAUUUGGAAAGUGUCAUUUCGGAAUUGGAUCAACUCGAAAAAGAUGUCGUCGCCACGUUGCUCCGUCCACAACAGUUCGGAUUGAUUCCGCGUAAAUAA
Molecule: messenger RNA, 789 nt
Organism: Caenorhabditis remanei
Lineage: Eukaryota; Metazoa; Nematoda; Chromadorea; Rhabditida; Rhabditidae
Exons: 2
Coding region: 1-789 (262 amino acids)
Biological process (GO): carbohydrate metabolic process; purine ribonucleoside salvage
Molecular function (GO): phosphopentomutase activity
Source: RefSeq, a predicted model, not a curated record